AUGACAUAUUUUUUAAACGACAUCCGACCACCUUCUCCAAAUGAUAUUACUCCAUCGUUCACUUUAUUGACUAAAGAAUUGUUUGACAAGCUUGACGGGGUUAGAAAAGAGAGUCUUGGUGAUUUUCGAACUGUCACUGAGAAGAAAGCAUUCAUUAUCAAAACUUUUAUAAAUACAUUUCGAACACACAUUGGCAAUGAUAUAUACCCUUCAGCAAAACUAAUAUUCCCGGAAAAGUCGGGAAGAAUAUAUUUUAUCAAAGAAGUUGCAUUGGCUCGUCUUUUGAUUAAAAUGUACAAAAUCCCCAAGGAAUCGGAAGACUAUAUCACAUUACACGAUUGGAACAAACUGUAUCAAAGGUCACGAAGGUUUUCCAUUGAUGAGAAAAAGAUACGUGAUUUGCCAUUGCAAGCAUCAAGGAUUAUUUCCAAAAGGAGGCCAAUUGUGGAUAAACUCGAGGAAUAUACUGUACCGCAAAUUAACUCUUCUUUAGAUCAAUUGGCAUUGGAAAAGGUGUCUCAGGGUCAGAUAGAUAUUCUUAAACCACUAUUUGAUAAUCUAAGUAUACCAGAAGUAAGAUGGCUUAUUCAUAUACUACUUAAUAAAUCGAUCUUAACUAGCAUGGAGAGAUUUUUUUUCAACACUUGGCACCCGGAUGGAUAUAGAGUGUUUAGCAUAUGCAAUGACUUACAAAAGACAUUACAAUUUUCAACAAAUCCCGAUUUGAGACUAGACCCUCUGCAGUUAGCUAUACAUCCUUGUUUCAAGUUUAAACCACAGUUGUCAGAAAGAUUAACAACCAGUUAUAAAACCCUUGUGAAAAAGUUACAAAGAAAGCAUGAAAUGGAUCCUCCAUAUGAGAAAAAAUUCCAAGAGUUAGGAUUGGAAAAUAAAUUUUACAUCGAAGAGAAAAUGGAUGGUGAUCGUAUGCUUCUUCAUAAGGAUGGUGAUAGCUUCAAGUUUUUUUCACGACGCUUGAAGGAUUACUCUUAUUUAUACGGAGAAAGUUUCCAGUUUGGUGCCCUCACUAAAUUUUUGGCCCAUGCUUUUGCCGGAAAUAUACAAUCUGUGAUUUUAGACGGCGAAAUGGUGGCCUAUGAUUAUGAGCGUAAUGUCAUCCUUCCAUUUGGAACUUUAAAAUCACUGGCAAUUCAAGAAAGUGUCCGACAGUUUACAACCAUCGAUCAGUAUGAACAACAGACAGCAUAUCCAUUUUUCCUUGUGUUUGACAUUUUGUUUUUAAACGGGAAAGAUUUAACUAAUUAUCCGUUAUUCUUCCGCAAAAACAUCUUGAACCGAAUUCUUAGACCAAUACCAAACAGAUUUGAAGUUUUAGAUACACGGCUAGGUUCUUCUCUGGAAGAUAUCGAAAGAGCAAUCAGAGAAGUUGUCAGUAGUCGAUGUGAGGGUUUAGUAUUGAAGAAUGUACAGCUGAAGUAUGAAAUUGAUGGGUUCAGAAACCCAGAUUGGAUAAAAGUCAAACCAGAGUAUUUAGAAAAAUUUGGUGAAAAUUUAGAUCUUGUGGUGAUUGGCAAAUCUCCAGCCAUAAAAAACUCCUAUAUGUGCGGAUUGAAAAGUGUAACUGAUGGCGUUUAUUAUAGUUUUUGCACCUGUGCCAAUGGUAUAGAAAUUGAGGAGUUUGAUAAGAUCGAAAGACUCACUCAUGGAAAGUGGAUUAAAACAGAUGUGUCAAUGCCUCCCGAACUGUUGAUCAAAUUUGGAACUAAAAUUCCCACUUUUUGGAUUCAUCCGAGUGAUUCGUUAGUUUUGGAAAUCAGAGCUCGUUCAAUUGACACUCGAGCAGGCACCCUGUAUGCUGUGGGGUCAACUUUACAUAACAAUCAUUGUCGAAAAAUAAGAGAAGACAAAUCUAUUGAUGAAUGUGUGACAUUACAGGAGUACACGCAUAUCAAGGCAAAUUAUAUCAAUGAUUUAAAUAAAGCACAAACUGCAUUGGGGAAGAAACGUGAACCUGUGUACUCAUUAGAUAAUGAGCUGAAAUUGAAAAAAGUCAAAGUUGAAUCUGAUUUGUUUAGUGGGAUAGAGUUUUUGAUUAUGAGUGAUAAAAGAGAGGCUGACGGCGAAGUUACAACCAUCGAAGAAAUGAAAGCAAUGGUUAAACAGUAUGGUGGAAAAAUUGUCAAUUCUGUUGAUCUUGCAACAAACUACCAAAUAAUGGUGAUUACUGAACGAGAACUUCCUGUAUCCAGUCAAUAUCUAAGUAAAGGAAUUGAUUUGGUGAAACCAAUCUGGAUAUAUGAAUGCAUUAAAAGAGGAUGUGUUCUUCAACUAGAACCAUAUUUUAUAUUUGCCAGUAAAAAUUGGGAUAAUUUUAACCAUAUGGUUGAUCAAUAUGGAGACUCAUACAUCAUACACCAUCCCUUGAACAUUGUUGUUCCCAAACUUUCUGAAAGUGAACUUGAAGACCUUCGUAAUGGAUUUGAUUGGGGUGAUCUUAAACCUUGGAUCUACUUGUUCAAAGGUUUGUCAUUUUACGUGUGUGGGAAUAACUUGAGUGCUCGAUUUUUAAAGGAAAGAAUUGAGAGAUUCAGUGGAGACUUGUCGAAACAUUUUAUCGAAUGUUGCUACAUAGUAAUCCCUGAUAACCAUUCCAGACCACUAAUGCUUCGUGAAAUUGAUAAGAUGUCAAACCAAAUUUCUCGCGAAAUGGUUAUUGAUAAAAAUGGUGGGUCUUCGAGAAUUCCACAUUUUGUUACUGAGGCAUUCGUUCAGGCUUCAAUCAAGAUGAAUUAUAUUCCCGAUCCUGACGAUUACAAGUUUAGGUGA
Molecule: messenger RNA, 2787 nt
Organism: Candida albicans SC5314
Lineage: Eukaryota; Fungi; Ascomycota; Pichiomycetes; Serinales; Debaryomycetaceae
Gene: LIG4
Product: DNA ligase (ATP)
Exons: 1
Coding region: 1-2787 (928 amino acids)
Biological process (GO): nucleotide-excision repair, DNA gap filling; double-strand break repair via nonhomologous end joining; DNA recombination
Cellular component (GO): DNA ligase IV complex
Molecular function (GO): DNA binding; ATP binding; DNA ligase (ATP) activity
Source: RefSeq, a predicted model, not a curated record